Patiria miniata (bat star) is the source of this 1577-nucleotide messenger RNA. RefSeq names its product betaine--homocysteine S-methyltransferase 1-like. The record is from RefSeq and is a predicted model, not a curated record. Gene Ontology annotation, molecular function: methyltransferase activity; zinc ion binding. NCBI's taxonomy places the organism in Eukaryota, Metazoa, Echinodermata, Asteroidea, Valvatida, Asterinidae.
AAUAACUAUCUUGGACUAUUGCCCCAAAUAUUCGGGUGGGAAUGUUUUCAGGGCCCUCUUUUACACGUUUGGCCAAUGGGAGAUUGACGUUAAAAUGAUAAGCCACAAUAUCAACAGUCAAUGUCAAAAGUCAAUGAGAUACAGGCAAGUGUCACGUUGGGCAUCGAUCGACCGGUUUACUACACUACUCCGGUACAAAAGGUUCGACACGACACAAGGGGAACGUCAUUGUAUCAGCUGGCAACGAAUAGAAAACCUCGCGGACCGAGUCUGAAUGCACCGGUACUAAGUUAUAUACACAGAUCUCUGCAACUAUAUACAUAGCAAAAUGUCGGACAAGAAGAAAGUGGUAGGUCUUUUGGAGCGACUGAGCAAUGGAGGGCGAGUUCUAUGCGCUGAGGGAUACCUGUUUGUGUUUGAGCGCCGGGGAUACCUCAAGGCUGGGGCCUUCGUCCCAGAGGUGGUCCCAGAGGUGGUCCUCGUGCGUCAGCAGUAUCAGGAGUUCGUUCACGCUGGGAGCGAGGUUGUUCUUGCAUUCACGUAUUAUGCCCAUCGUGAAAAGUUAGCCUUGAUUGACCGGGGCAAGGAUCUAGAAGUGAUGAACAGGCAGGCCUUAAGACUAGCUAGGGAGGUGGCCGACCAAACAGGUACUCUCAUGGCUGGAAAUAUCUGCAACACAACCUUGUUUGACUCCAAUGAUCCCAACUGCCAACCCAAAAUUGAUGAUCUCUUCAAGGAGCAGAUAGAGUGGGCGGUGGAGGAGGGGGCUGAUUACAUUGUUGGAGAGUCAUUCGGUGAUCUGGGAGAAGCAAUGAUGGCAUUGCAAGCAAUCAAGAAAUAUGGCAAAGGUCUCCCUGCUGUUAUAACCAUGGGUUUCUACCAGAAUGUGCUUGAUGGUAAGCUCUGUACACUGGAUGGUGUGGAGAUGUGUUCAGCAUUCCAGCAACUUGAGGCAGCCGGUGCUGAUGUCCUGGGUCUGAAUUGUGCCCGAGGUCCGGCCACUACCCUACCACUCCUGAAACAACUCAAGAAAGUACUCAAGGUCCCUAUCGCUGCCCUUCCUGUGGUUUACCGUACGACUGAGGACGCCCCCAACAUGCAGGCUUUGAAAGAUCCCUUGACAGGAAAACAACUCUUCCCAACCAAUCUGGAUUGUGCCGCCUGUACCCGCGAUGACAUCGUUGCCUUUGGCGAACAGUGCCUUGAAUUGGGCAUUCAGUACGUGGGUCUGUGUUGUGGUAACGCACCUCACUACACGCGUACACUGAGCGAGGCCUUGGGACGACAUCCACCUGCAUCUAGGUACAGCCCAGAUAUGAGACAGCACUUUGUGUAUGGGGAUGAUGCGAAACUACGCAAGUACAACCAGUCCCAUGUCAAGAGCAUGCUGACAUAAAUUAAUUGUCGACCUCUUUUUCAUGGGACCAGGCUCUGCUUACGGUAAAUGCGUUGAUUCCAACGGUUGUGAGAAGGCCUUCGAGUGCUAAGGAUUUCAAUCAGCUAUUUGCGAGUGACCUAUACUCUUUGGGGUUUAAAUUUGAAAAAACAUCUGGUACACUGACUUGCUCAGAAUGCUU